AUGAGUGUAGACUACCUGCUACACGAGAGCCCUGUCGGCUAUGCCGUCUUCAAGGUCGUCCUCCAACCCGACACCAUUGGCAGCCGUCUCGCGGAAGUGCAGAAGGCUGUGCAAGAUCUCGACAAAUUUGGAAAGACCGUCGAGCUCGUCGGCCUUGCGCCGUUCCAGGGCACCCAAGAUGCCCUCUCCGAGAUCAACGAUGUCUCGGAAGGUAUCAUGUCUGAUUUCCUAAGGGCCACGCUCGAGACCAACCUCCCCAAAGCUGGAAAGAAGAAGACCAUCACGCUUGGUGUAAGCGAGAGCAACUUGGCGGGUAGCAUCAAGGCUGCUUUCCCCAAUCUCGCGUGCGAGACUGCCGUCACCUCCGAAGUCGUCUCUGAUCUGCUUCGCGGUCUUCGCCAGCACAGCGGCAAGCUCAUCAAGCAGCUCCAACCCGGCGAUAUCGACCGCUCCAUUCUUGGUCUUGGACACGCCUACUCUCGCGGCAAGGUUAAGUUCAGCGUCCAGAAGCAGGACAACCACAUCAUCCAGGCCAUCGCGACGCUCGAUCAGAUCGACAAGGACCUGAACACCUUUUGCAUGAGGCUUCGCGAGAACUAUGGCUGGCACUUUCCCGAGCUCGCCAAAAUCGUCAACAGCAAUGAACAAUACGCCAAGGUGGUCUUGCAGAUUGGUGACAAGUCGCGUCUGAGCGACGAGGAUCUUCACGAGCUCGCUGCUGUCGUUGAUGACGACGAGAGCAUUGCGCAAGCAAUCAUCAACGCUGCGAGGACCUCUAUGGGUCGUGAUCUUUCUGCAGCAGACAUGGAGAUUGUCAUGGCUUUCGCAAAGAGGACCGCUUCCCUGGCUGCGUACCGCAAGCAGCUCAGCAACUACCUCGGAAGCCGCAUGAACCAAGUCGCUCCUAACCUGGCUGCUUUGAUCGGUGACACCGUUGGUGCGCGCCUUAUCUCUAAGGCUGGUUCUUUGACCAACCUUUCCAAAUACCCUGCCAGUACCGUCCAGAUUCUCGGUGCCGAGAAGGCGCUCUUCCGAGCCCUCAAGACCAAGGGAAACACUCCCAAGUAUGGUCUUAUCUACCACAGUUCAUUCAUCGGCCGCACUGGCCAGAAGUCAAAGGGAAGAAUCUCGCGUUUCCUUGCCAACAAGUGCUCCAUUGCCUCCAGGAUUGACAACUUCUCCGACACACCAACAUCGAAGUUCGGUGAGGCCCUCAAGCGUCAGGUCGACGAGCGCAUUGAGUUCUACGCAUCUGGUGCUCCUCCUGCGAAGAACGCGGCGGUCAUGCAGGCUGCCAUGAACUCGGUCCUGACUGACAUUGGUGUCGAGGACCCCACUGCGACCGCCACUGAGGAUGUUGAGAUGGCCGAUGGCGUCACUGCCGCUGCUACUGAGCAGGCUGUACGCAAGGAGAAGAAGGACAAGAAGAAGUCCAAGAAGUCAGGCGAUGACGAGGUUUCUGACAAGAAGUCCAAGAAGGAGAAGAAGCGAAAGGCCGGUGACGAGGAGGAUGGUGAGAAGAAGAAGAAGAAGAAGAGCAAGGCGUGA
Messenger RNA from Alternaria burnsii, 1548 nucleotides. Its product is annotated as nucleolar protein 5a. Gene Ontology annotation, molecular function: snoRNA binding. The record is from RefSeq and is a predicted model, not a curated record. Lineage: Eukaryota; Fungi; Ascomycota; Dothideomycetes; Pleosporales; Pleosporaceae. Bases 1 to 1548 code for a protein of 515 amino acids. Gene Ontology annotation, cellular component: box C/D methylation guide snoRNP complex; small-subunit processome. The transcript is spliced from 3 exons.